Symsagittifera roscoffensis is the source of this 687-nucleotide messenger RNA. Its product is annotated as PRKR-interacting protein 1 homolog. NCBI's taxonomy places the organism in Eukaryota, Metazoa, Xenacoelomorpha, Acoela, Convolutidae. The coding region runs from base 1 to 687 and encodes 228 amino acids. Gene Ontology annotation, biological process: negative regulation of protein kinase activity. Gene Ontology annotation, molecular function: double-stranded RNA binding; protein kinase binding; protein kinase inhibitor activity. The record is from RefSeq and is a predicted model, not a curated record. Gene Ontology annotation, cellular component: nucleolus. The transcript has a single exon.
AUGAGUGGCUCUAUGUAUAUUCCUCCAGACGAUGAGGAUGACCCAAAGAAACAGAAAAGAAGCAAAUUUUUGCGUGAAAGAGAAGAGUUUGUGCAGUGCAAGUCAUUAUCAGACCUUCAAAGGUUAAAGAUAGACAGAAUGAUGAAACAUCCAGAGAGACCAAUUACAAUACCUGAUCGUCCGAAGGGACCGUCUGUUUCGAAACCACCUGAAUUUGUUCGUGAGGUGAUGGGAUCAUCCGCCGCGGCUGGUAGUGGAGAGUUUCAUGUAUACAGAGGAAUACGGCGUCGUGAACAGAAACGGAAUCAGUAUUAUGAAGCUGUAAGUAAAGAAGAAGAGGAAAGGCUCGAAUAUGAAGCAAAAUUGAAACAGAAUGAACUGGAAGCAGAACUUAAAACUUCUAAAAAGAGACAAAAACGCCUAAAACAGAAAGAAAAAGCCAAACAAAUGAAAGCGUCGAAGAACGACGAAACGAGUAAAACAGAUGAGCAGAAUAGCCAAAAUGAUAUAGAUCUUAAAUUAUACAUAGGAAAAGUUUCCGAAGCUGAUCCAAACCAAUUUUUUAUCCAACAAACUAAAGAGGGCGACAAUCAAGAAACGCCAACAUGCCAACAGAACGAAAAAGAGGAAACUCCCUGCCUUGAUGCCAAAACUGCGACUUGUUGUCAUAAAGAUUCGGCUUCUUAA